Triticum dicoccoides is the source of this 930-nucleotide messenger RNA. RefSeq names its product cysteine-rich receptor-like protein kinase 10. The record is from RefSeq and is a predicted model, not a curated record. Gene Ontology annotation, molecular function: ATP binding; protein kinase activity. Lineage: Eukaryota; Viridiplantae; Streptophyta; Magnoliopsida; Poales; Poaceae. The transcript is spliced from 5 exons. Gene Ontology annotation, biological process: protein phosphorylation. The coding region runs from base 1 to 930 and encodes 309 amino acids.
AUGCCCAUGCUGCCAUUUCUUGUGGUCAUGACCGCACCUGGAAGGAGGAGGAGAUUACAACAUGUCAUCCUUGCUGUUGCCAUUUCUCUUGGAGCACUAUUUGUGCUAGUCGUCGUGCUUGCUUGUGUUCACCGACAGAAGAGAGGGAUCAAGCAGGUGAACAAGGAAGAACAAGCAGAUCCUGAGAAGGCAAACCAACUGGACUGGACCAAAAGAAAAGGUAUCAUCUCCGGGAUUGCUCGAGGUCUACUGUAUCUCCACGAGGACUCUCGUCUUAAAGUCAUACACCGUGACCUGAAGCCAAGCAAUGUCUUGCUGGAUGAUGUGGAUAUGAAUCCCAAGAUCUCCGACUUUGGUCUGUCUAGGGCUUUUGGUGGAGAUCAGUCGAUCGACAUAACAAAACGGCCUGUCGGCACGCUUGGAUACAUGUCUCCGGAGUAUGCCUACUGCGGCCAAGUCUCUACCAAGUCAGACAUGUACAGCUUCGGUGUCAUCGUUCUAGAGAUUGUGACUGGCCGGAGGAACAAUAGGUCACUCGAGGAUAAUAACACGGCCGCCAGAUCUCUGCUCAGCUACGUAUGGGAUAAGUGGAGCGCAGGGACGACGCACGAGGUGGUGGAUCCUUCCCUGCGCGGACGUUACCUCGAGGGUGAGGUGGUCAGCUGCGUGCGGAUCGGGCUGUUGUGCGUCCAGGAGGACCCGAGUGCCAGGCCGGACGCGGCGGAGGUGGUCCUCAUGCUCGACAGCCACUCCACGUCCAUCACCAUGCGGACUCCCUCCAGGCCGGCCUUCUGCUUCACAGAGCCUGGCGUCGUCAACCCGGCGCUCGGUUACCAUGGCACCCGGGAUGCUAAUGCUAUGGCCACCGGCCACCUGCCAACGCCCGGUUCAGAUAAUGAAGUGACCAUCUCCGAUCUCCAGCCUAGGUAG